AAAUACCGAUGGUGUAUGUGGUUCGGUGCGUUAAAUUUCACUGAAAACAUUUUUCCGUUUCGAAUAUUUUCUUACAAGAAGUAAUUUUUAUACAAAUUUACAUCGGCAAGAUCGAGUAACAGUAAUCUUGAUAGACUGUCUUUUCGGGAUUCGUGUCGAAAUUGUUUGUUUUGGGCGUAUUGACAUCUGUCAAAUCCAGGAGGGCGUAUACAUUCCUAAGGAUUUUUUGCCGAUUUAGUUUCACAUAUUCGUAACUACAUAUUUACCGGGACUCACUUAUACAAUACACGGAUGCCGGACAGUGCCUUUUUAGGUUGAUUUUUCGCGGAACGGGACAAUAUCCAAGAAAACUGUUUCCUAUUUUGUCCCAGACAAACAGCACCGCGGGUGGCAACAUUAGCGGAGGCGGCGCGAGACACCAUCACCAGCAACACAACCAUCAACCUUCGCACCACCAACCCCCCCAACAGUCCCAGGGUCAGUUGGCUGUCGCCGGGGCGCAACACCAGUUCAGCGUCGGAGGAGGAGCGCCGGUAAAAGGGUGCGCCGUUGGUGCACCCAUGGCUACCCAGCAUCAGACGCCGGGCUACCGCAGCCAGUGGGGCAACUUAGGCGCGGGCCACCAGCACACCGCCGUCGGUGCCACCUACUUUCAGCGAUUCACACCCGCCGCCCAGGCGCAGCCUCAAGCGCAAUCGCCCGCCCAGCAACAGCAGCAACAGACCUAUAGCAACGCGACCAGCCAAUACAAUAACACCAACUCUUACGGCAACCAGCGAGUGCCUACGGCAACAUCGCCUUCGAACGCGAGUAGUUCGAGUAGCCACACUGGUGGCAGCCAGGGGGGCGGGGGACCGGCCAACAACGGCUCUGGUGGAAGCAUGCAGAACAACGCAAGCAACUCAACGCAAUCGAACGGGUCAUCUCAGAGCGGAGGCGGAGGCGGUGGUGGCGGCGGCGGCGGCGGCUCCGAACAACUGAGCAAAACGAACCUGUACAUUAGGGGCCUGAACCCGGGCACGACCGACAAGGAUCUUGUCAAUAUGUGCCAACAAUACGGUACAAUCAUUUCAACCAAAGCAAUUUUAGAUAAAAAUACUAACAAAUGUAAAGGUUAUGGAUUUGUAGAUUUUGAGAGUCCCGUCGCCGCGGAGGGGGCAGUCAAAGCGUUGACCGCCCGAAACAUUCAGGCGCAAAUGGCGAAAGUGGGUAUCUGGUAUCAACAACGUAGACAAGCCACUCAACAGGAACAAGAUCCGACAAACUUGUACAUAGCAAAUCUGCCCCCGACAUACAAAGAAGCAGAUCUCGACAGUUUGCUUUCCAAGUACGGCCAGGUGAUUUCUACAAGGAUUCUUCGCGAUUCGGCAGGGAUAUCGAAGGGGGUGGGAUUUGCCCGCAUGGAAAGCAAAGAAAAGUGCGAGCAAAUCAUCCAGAUGUUCAACGGGCACCCGUUGCCGAACUGCAAGGACCCCCUGUUGGUGAAAUUCGCCGACGGGGGCAACAAAAAGAAGAACCUCUAUAAGAGCAACGAUAACGCCAAGAUGUGGCGCGAGACGGCCGAGGGCAUGAGCGCGGUCGCUUACGCCACCCCCGAGGCGCUUGCGCAGAACGGAGUGGCUAGUCAGCACAUGAUCCCCACUUUCGGCUACAGGCAACUGAACCAGUAUCCAAGCGCGUACGGCGCCCCCUGGGGGAUGCCGCAAUACGCGGUAAUGCCGGCGGCUAUUCCGCCGGUAGACGAAGCUUACAGUUUGACCGGGCACAUGCAGGGCCGUGACGGGCAGACGCCCCGCGCGAUACCGAUGAUGGUCCCGACAAACGAAACGUCAAUGCAGUACACGAACAUGAUACCACAACUGGCCGCCCACAUGGGCGCGAUGCAAUUGUCCGCGCCGGGAUCUUACAUUUCACCACAGAAUUACUAUACCCAAUUUACGCCGAUACUGCAUGCGAUGCCCGUGGAUUCGGAACACACGAGCAACGCCGCCAGUCCGGAGGACCCGUAUCAGACUUACCAGGCAGCGCCUCAGAAAUAGAUAGUUUAGUUUUUCCAUUAGUGAAAUCGUCCGGAAGAGAGAGACUGGCGUGCUGUUUGCGCUGUCUAUUUGAGCUCCCGAGUCGCUCCGGCGGGAUUUUUUUUCUGCGUGCCAUCUUUCGCGAAAGUAGAUCAGUUAGAGUUUAGUCGGUACGACGACGUAGUUGCGUUUUGCCCGCGAAAUUCUGCGGUUAUGAGUUCCAAACAAAACCCAUCAUUGUUGCUCAAAUAUUAAAGCUAAAUCCAGCUGGGAUCGGGUAGACGAGAGUCGACUCAGUAGUUCAAGUAGUUAGGACGUAAGUAAGGGACAGGAAGGUUAGGAACGGGCGCGCGAGAAUCGUACCCAAAUCGGUCGGUGUUGUUGAAUUUUUUUCUUUCGGGUGGUGUAUUAUAAAAUUGUUGACGAAGAUGGAUGAUCGUUGACGCGGAAAGUGAGUUUGCAUCGAUCUAUGCGUCUCCUUUUGUGUAUAUUAAAGCUGACUGUGUGCUUGGCGAAGGUAAAAAAUUAACUUUAGGUGGUUCACCCGCUAAAAAAAUGAAUGUGUACAUAUUAAACGCGUGAAGCUCGCGCACUGUCAGGUAUUUAUAUCAGGUCUCGUUUGACUUUUUCGUCGGUUUGGGACGUUGGGCGUCCCUUUUCAUUUCCCCAAGAUGUCGGGGUCGCGUCCACUGGGACCGGCGCCGGUUUUGUUAUGUAGAUGUUUGAUUUUGACUCUUUUUUUUUUAAAUAAUGUUACAAAAAGAAAAAAACGGACUGAAUAUGUAAAGUAGAUAUUUUUGAUACAGUAUGUUCCUAGUUUCAAAAACAUUGUAUUGAAAAUAUGUCUUAUAUUUGAAAACUCGUAUCUGUGUAAGGAAGGCGUGUUCGUUUAUUUGUUUUCAGGGUGCCGAGAUAAAUUUAUAUGAUUUGCUUAGUCGGCGACGGUGUACAUACGUACGUAAUGCAGUCGAGAGUUUCUUACACAGAUAACUUAAUAUACCAACACAAUUUAAAUGGAAGUAAAAGAUUUAGAAUAGAAAUUUUAGAUUUAAAAAGCAGUCACGAAAAGCGGCCACCGAGAUGGUGCCACAUUUUUCUAAAAGGUAUGCGCCUAAUUUGCCAAAAUUCGUCGGGCUAGGAGGAGUUGGGUUGAUCUUUUCUAUAUUGACGGUUUUUCCUUGUGCCAAAUUUUAUGCCGCCGUGUUAGUUUGUUCUUAAGCCUGAUUUAUUCUUGUAAAGUUUUUCAAGUUUGAAUGUCAAACACCUUACUUACUCAAGAAUUAAGGUGUUUUACAAGAAUUUAGUAUUACCAACUGUUGCUGACAUUAUGAUAUACGCUAUGACAAAAUAAUUUUAAUUUGAGCUGACGUAGUAUUACCGAAUAUUUACUUUACAAAACAUAACACAACAUAUAACGUCAAACUUCUCGUCGUUUAGCAGCGGCAGCAACGUCAAGAGGACAAUAAAUGCAAAGCUGAUAAUAUCACAUAAUACCAUUUUCACAAGUGUAAAACAGGUUUUAGACUAUUGCGUAUUUCAAAUGUCAAACAAAUUGAUAUUUCACUGUCAAAACAAUUUUUUUUUCAAAUAUCCUUUUUUUAUAAGAACAAUUUUAAAACGUUUGCCAAAAGUUGGCUCUCUAUAAAAUAGGAUGUCUUAUGCUGACCCUUUGACUAACAUUAACGUAACAACGUAAAGACACAAAUAUCUCCCAGCAACAAUGAUUUUCCAUGGGAUAAUAUCAUUUGUUACUGGAUGAGACCAAUAUGUGACAUAAGAUGACAGGUCUUGGGCAUUUGUCGUUUUUUUUUUUUGGUAAAUUAGGAGUAUUGAGCUUUUGGCGCAAGACAGAUAAAUGUAAAGUCGAUCUUCCCAAGCUGCAAACUGCAUGCGGCAUAGGUUAGGUAAAUUUAGUAUUUUAUUUUUGAUGAAGAUCUACAUAGGUAGUUGUGUACACUUAUACUGCAGGUACCGCGAAACUGCUCACAUGUAAUUAAAUCAAACAAAUUCUUCCUAAACACUUAACAUCCAAACAAUACGAUAAAACUUCCAAAAAAUCGUCUCUAAUGCUGAAUAUUUUUGGAAUCGUUUUCCUUUUCGUAUUUUUUUUCUUUCUGUUUUUCAAGCACCAACUCGAUUUCGGUGAUAAAAUCUUAAACCAAUCGAAGAGCGGGAGUACGAGAUGGGGUGAACGUCAAUCUCUAGUUUGUUCAUCUUUUUAGUUGGAAAAAGGUCGACUCAUUAUUACUUAAUACUGUUAACGUUUUCCGCACUUGGCCCUUUUCGCAGUUCCACUUUUCAAUUGCACUCGUGUGUCUAAAUUGAUCUCAGUUCCUAACGACAACUUUAUUUAAGAAUUGGAAAGCUAUAAGCUAUGAGUUUAUCGACGUCUAUGAAAAAAAAAUUGACUAUCGAGUGGAGUCGUUCCGAUUUUUCGGUAGUUUACAAAAAUCCAAGAGCACGGACGGGCAUUAGUUUUCUGUUGAGUUGGAUUUUGGGAUUUUUUUCUCUUUUUUCGCCGCACGUUUUUCUUAAUUGCAAAUAUAUUCACAUUUUUUUCUGCGCAGUCGCGACGCGGCGGACGAAUUUUUCCUUGUAUUAUAAUUUAUUUCUCAGUUUAUUGUAUAUUCGACAUUCCAGUGUCUUAUUAUUUAUUUGAAUAUUUAUUUUACGCAAUAUUAAUUUUUUGUUUUAACGAAAAUCUCUGUUUGUACAGUUUUUAUAUAUUAUAGUGCAAUUUGUUUA
Cylas formicarius (sweet potato weevil) is the source of this 4763-nucleotide messenger RNA. RefSeq names its product protein alan shepard. Lineage: Eukaryota; Metazoa; Arthropoda; Insecta; Coleoptera; Brentidae. The record is from RefSeq and is a predicted model, not a curated record. The transcript is spliced from 11 exons. The coding region runs from base 561 to 2039 and encodes 492 amino acids. Gene Ontology annotation, cellular component: nucleus; ribonucleoprotein complex; cytosol. Gene Ontology annotation, molecular function: poly(U) RNA binding; poly(A) binding; mRNA 3'-UTR binding.